AGGUAUUCACAGCAACAAUGUAAUCAUUUCAAAAACUUUGAAUAGGUUAUCGUGUGACAACGAUGACAAGUACAACCUUACUUUGAAAAGCUUCAUAAAUUUCCAACCAUUCGAGCAAUGAUGCUUCUGACGAGUUGUCGAAUAUUUCAUCAACUAACCAACAACCAAAGAACAAAGCUACCGAGAGAAUAAAAUUUUAAGCUUUGGUUCGAUCAAAAAUUGACGUGAUUUUGCUGAGUCUCAAAAAUAAGCCUAUUUACUUCACUCCUGAGUCAAUUUCAAGCUGUCUCAACAAUGCUCUAACAACGAUGAAAUUUCACUUUACGAAUUUGACUUCAUCUGGGUUCGAGGGUAGGCGCUGGUUUGAUUGCAGAAGAACGUGAAUUAUGAUUCGAUUAUCUGAAAAAUCUGCCGGAUUCAGAAGAUGAGAUUCGUUAAUAGUCGUUUCGCUAUCUCGUCGCGUUUUUUUGUGCGUUCUUGUUCGAAGAGAUACCCACUUUUUUGGUGUUUUCGCGUUACUACUCAAUUCGAAAAUAAAUUCUAGUAUGUACGACUGGUUUAUCGAGAAUCCGGCGAGAUUGAGGAUCACGACGACGACGCAGACGCAGACUCAGCAACGUCAACGGCCGCAGCUCCGUCAGCAGCAACAGCUUCAUUGUAUGGCUGAGCCUGAGCUAAGACAAUGGCCACUUUUCGAAGAUGGAUCAUCACAAUAUCUCGACAAGUUGGAGAUAAUAUCGAAUAGUAAUAGUACGACGAAUUCGAUGAAAUCGACACCGUAUUCGCGAGUGUGAAAGAUAGAAAUUCGCCGUGAUUGGGAAAGUACGCGAAGAAGACAUAGCCGCGAUAAAGGCCGAUAAAUGUAGGGCGCCUUUGCGAAAGAAAAUUACAUCCUGCAAAAGGGCUCUUAAUUCUCGUAUGGAGGCUUACAACAACAACUACAGUAUUUUUAUGACAAAUGAGAGCAACCUAUAUCAUCGUAGCGAUUCAAUUACAGACUCUGUGACCGAUUUCACCGAUACAGCGCCGUCGAACGGUACGAAUUUCUCACGCAGCACCAUAUUCGGCUACAAGUCGCAAUACACGACCGUCGAAGCGGUUGUAACCGGCCUCAUACUAUCGCUGGUCAUCGUCAUCACAAUCGUCGGCAACAUCCUGGUAUGCUUGGCUGUAUUCCUCGUCCGCAAACUACGCAGACCCUGUAACUAUCUGCUCGUCUCGUUAGCCGUAUCCGAUCUGUGCGUGGCCAUCUUAGUGAUGCCGAUGGCCUUACUAUACGAAAUCCUCGGCAGGUGGAGUUUCGGUAAUUUUAUGUGCGAUUUGUGGGUAUCGUUCGAUGUGCUGUCGUGUGCCGCGUCCAUCCUAAACCUGUGCAUGAUCAGUGUCGACAGAUACUACGCGAUUACCAAACCGCUCGAAUACGGCGUCAAACGGACCCCUAAACGUAUGAUUUUGUGCGUGUCCCUGGUGUGGCUGGGGGCGGCUUGUAUUAGUCUGCCGCCCUUGCUUAUUAUCGGUAACGAGCACGAAGUCAUCGAAGGUGUGCCCCACUGCGUCGUUUGCCAGAAUUUCGGAUACCAGAUUUACGCCACUUUGGGAUCGUUUUAUAUCCCCCUCACUGUCAUGAUCAUCGUGUAUUACAAGAUUUUCUGCGCUGCUCGACGAAUCGUACUCGAGGAGAGGAGAGCUCAGUCCCAUCUUGAGACUAAUCAUUGCUAUUUGGAGAUCAGUGUCAAGAAUGGUGACGGGCCUCCGGAGUCUAGGUUGGCUACGUCGUACGAAUCUUCGCCAGCCAUUUCAACUACCGCUGGUGGUAAUCGAACGUCGUCUCAUCAUAGGACCAGUAAUACUAGUAUUGCAACGUUUGGACCUAAUAAUAACAACGGCAGCAAUACCAGUAAGACGAAUAGCGUAUGUUUUAACACAUCCAGACCGAGUAACGAAUCGCAGUGUCCGAUGCUGCAGCCGUCAAAGACUAAUCAAAGCUCUGUUAAGAGUAAAUUGAAAAUUAAAGGCAAGAAGAGCCUAUCGAGUCGCUCAGCUAGACAUAGUGGAACCACUGUAAACAGUACGAGCAGCUCGGCAUCGCAUACGAAGAAGCUACGCUUCCAAUUGGCCAAAGAACGCAAAGCGUCCACCACGCUGGGCAUAAUAAUGAGCGCGUUCAUCGUUUGUUGGUUACCUUUUUUCGUAUUAGCAUUAGUUAGACCUUUUCUUCGCGAUUCGAAAACGAUACCGAAUUCGUUAAGUAGCAUUUUCCUGUGGCUAGGCUACGCUAAUUCGCUGCUCAAUCCGAUCAUAUACGCUACAUUGAAUCGCGACUUUCGAAGACCGUUCCAGCAGAUUUUAUUCUUCAGAUGCGGCUCGCUCAACCACAUGAUGAGGGAAGAGUUCUAUCAUUCUCAAUACGGCGAUCCGGAUCCGCCUCAGCAUUUCUAUAUGACCGGCACCAGUCCGGAAAAAACCAUGAUACAAAAUUUAAAAGACGUCGAGGAUGAUAUAGAAAUUAUUAACUCCGCUUCCAUUAAAAGUCCCAUACAAACUUCGAAAGCGAACGAAUCUUUUUUGUGAUAUACUCGUAACUAGAACUACCUACGUACUAUACCGAGCAGCUUCUCACUCAGCUGUACCGUGUGCGAAUGCCAAUACCAAUUUUACAAACGCCUAUAUUAUAUCGUACAUAAAAAUCUAUCCUUGUACUCGUACAUAUAUAUGGUAUAUUUUUAGGUAAAACUUGGUUUCUCCUUUUUCUAAAAAAAAAAUGCGUGUGUGUUUACGAUGAUGAUGUUUUACCUACCUGCCCCCCCCAUACCUAUGUGUUUUUUCUUCAUUUCUGUCUGUCUAUCUAUAUCUCAUUUCGCGUUCUAUUUCCCCAGUUUCGUUUUAAUUUUUAAUCAUUUUUUUUUCAACGCUAAAUCUGACACGUACGCGAUGUAUAGGAGUCGCACAGAACGCACAACGAAAGAAUUCCAGCUUUCCAGCCCCCCUUCGACCUGUGCCUUGUGUGUUUUAUAGAUUGAAAUUUCAUCCGGAUCGACUGCUGCUUCAUUUGGUUUGUUUUUCGAGUCACCUAUUACAUAUACCUGUGUAGAAUUGAUGAAUCGACGUUUUUGUGAAAGCUACACGGUGUUGAAUAAAUUUUCCUUCGUGAGUGUGUUGUUUUGGUGAGAUUCUGCGAUGAAUAAAAAGUGCACAUAGAUAUUCAAUGGAAAUAUCACAAAACAUUCUUUGAAAUGAGGUGACUGCACUUUGGGUGCUCGGGUGGCUUCAGACGUUACUGCCCCUGAUUGUUUUAUUUGAAUAGGAAAUGAUUCAAUAUUUUCAUAUUUUUCUCUACGUCUAAAAUAGAUUAUUUUUUAAAUGGGCCUCCCUCCCCUCACUCUCGAGUUGAAAAUGAUCAAAAAAUGAGAUGGAUAAUUUUAAUGAAGAUUCUAAAUUUUUACGUUAUUCUAAAUUACUCCAAUAUCUCCUUUACCCUCUCUCCCCUCUCUCUGAGAUUUUGGUUCUCAUGUGAAGGGUACAGAUGCGGAGCCGUUCACCGUUGAAGCAUUAAAAAAAAUGGAACGAAACAAAAAUUGCUGAAAAUUUUCCAAAAAGUCUAAAUUCGAGCAUCAUAAUUCAAUUUUACCUAUUGAUUAACUUUUUUGAAAACUUCACCCCUCAGCCCUCUUCUCCCUUGUUCUAGUUAUUCUGGUUCAUUUAGAACCCCACCAAGUUGGGAAAAAAUUGGGGGGAGAAUCAAAAUUUUCUGUUUCUGUGGUGGAAUUGCUGGAAUUGAAUCUAUUCUGAAAAAAAAUGACCAUAUCUCAUUAGUGUUGGUGUUUUCUAGUUUGUCUUUACUUCAUCGAGUUGCGAUAGUUUAAUUUCUGGAGCUUGAUAAAUACUCACUUGAGCGUGGGUAUUGUAACUUUUCCCACCUUUAAAUUCGUAGUCACGUGUUCUGAUAUAAAAUCACUGAUGACCUCGACGGGAAAAACGUUGACAUUUUCGAUAGUAGUCAUAAGCAGACCGGAACGAGAGUCUUGUACGAAUUGAUCGAAAAACAAGGUCAAUACAUCCUCUUUUUGAAAUUACAUUAGGCUUAGGGUGCUCCUUAUUUUGAAAAGUUGGGAUUUUGUAGCUCCCACCCCCCAAAAACAUGACCUCAGGUGAGAAAAGAAUUCCCUAUUUUUUAUUUUUCCCCUAUCUGUAAUAAGGUAAAACUGCCUAUUAGUACGCACCGCCUAUUAGUACGCAUUGCGUUUUUCUCGCGAUUGGUAACACUGAUCGAAAAUUUGACCACACCAUGACGUAGCUGACUAAUGACCCUAGUUUCUCCGAAAAAAUCACGCAGUUUGAUUGAAAACUCUGUCUCUGAGAACAAUUUGAAUGAAAAACUGUGUUUUGGAUUUUUUUUUCAUCAAAAUGGGAAAUGAGAUUGAACAUAUUAAAAUAAUGUUAUUUGGUAAGUAUCUUAUACCAAUCGAUCCGUAAUUUUAUGUAGUUUCUUAUGAAAAAAAAGACAUUUCGAAAAUAUUAUUUUAUUACCUAUAGAGCUAGACAUCAUUUUAUGUCAGAACAAAAAACUUCCUAUAAGUACGCACCUCCUAAGUCCUAUUAGUAUGCAUCAUUUUUGCAUGUAAAUUUUCAUUUUUUUGAUCAUUUUGCAUUAAAAUGAAUAAAAUUAGCUGAAAUUGGUAUUUAGUCCAUCUAAGUUCAAGAUUAUGAAGUCUGAUCAUGAUACUGACGCUAAUUUCAAAAAAAUGGACAAAAAAUAUGAUGUCAAAAAAAUGUAUUUUUUUAAAAUCUGAAAACUUUGCUUUUUCGGAUAUUUGAAUUGCUAAUUUGGUUUUUUUCACAGUAAUUCCCUCUAAAUAUGCCAUUACACUUUUUCAGUGCUUUUUGUUGGAUUUUUUACCAUUUUCAACGUGUAUUUACUCAUGCGUACUUAUAGGCGGACGUUUGCGUACUAAUAGGAAGGUACCUUCCUAUUAGUACGCAUUUGAGUUGCCCUCAUUUUUGCGUUAUUACAAAAAAGCAGCAAUGGGAAACUCAAAAGUGAGUAAGCAGUUAUGUAGCCAAGGGUUCAAAGUUUAUGUGUACAAAAUUUCAUAAAUUUUUAUGCACAACUCUGGGAGCUGGAGCGUCUCAAACCUUAACCGCGUACUAAUAGGCGGUCUUACCUUAAAAGUGGUGCUGGUAGCCUCCUAAGUGGAGAAAAAAUCAAAAAAAUAUUCUAUUCAUGAAAAUUUUUUGUUUCUGCGCCAGAAUGUUUUUAAAUAAUCCCCUUUUUAAGAAAAAAUUUCCCCGGCCCUUCAAAUCAUAUUGGCCCCCUAGUAAGGAGCCCCUCAAAGUUGAAAAAAUCAAAGUUAUGGAAAAUUUGAUGAAAAUUUCUCAUUUUUACAUUAGAAUUGUUCUACAUAACCCCCUUUUUCAAGAAAAAACCAUUGUUGGAACCCCAAACGAUUUUGGCUCUCUUGCAUGGAGCUCCUCGAAUUUGGGAAAAAUAAAAAAAUAUCAUAAAUUGAUGUCUGUAGAAAUUUUUUGAAAAUUUUUUAUUUAUGUGCAGAAUCUUUCUGAAUUAGCACUUUUUCAAGAAAAACCUUCCCUCCCGGUCUCCCAAAUUCGGGCCGGGCAUCCACUGGGAUCGCUAGUGUCGCACCAGUGGACUUUGAUUUUUAUCAGGACGAAACCGUGAUAGAGAAUGUUUUGUUGUACAAUUUCAGUUGAAUUUGAGUGUGUUUGUUGAUCGUUUUUGUCCAUUUGAACACAUCGAUCCACACGAAAGUUUCUUCAAUACAAAUCAUUUUGAAAAACUUCGAACUUUAUUUAUGUCAAAUAUCAAAUAUCACGUUUUCGUCCUUAUCAGAUUCCAAGUCCCAACAGCGACACAAAUCAACAUACAAAUGAAAAAUUCAUAUCUAUACAAAUUUUUUGAUAAUAUUUCAUUUCUGAGCAGAGUACUUUUAGAUAACCACUUUUUCAAGAAAAGCACCCUUUUGCCCUCCAAAUGAUGGUGGUCCAUAUUUAUGAGACCCCCAAAAUUGAAGAAUAUUAAGAAAGAUGAAAAUUGAUGUUUAUAGGUACUCGUAAUUAGGUGAACAUUUUUCAUCUCUGUGCAGAAUGCUUCGUAGAUAAUCUCCAGAAAAACCUUUUCUCAGUCCCCUCUACAAUGCUCACCAGCUACAUAGAUGAUAGAGAUCCACGAAGUUGGUUUUUUUUUUUGGAAUGGGGGUGAAGUCUCCUCUACAUUACAAAGUAUCAGAACGUCAAUAAGUCUUCUGUGAAAAUUUGACAUAGUUAAUUUUAUUACAAAACGUCCUUUUCAAUGUUUCUCAAAGUCAAAAUUCAGAAACUUGUCCUUUUCCCAAAAGUUUUUAAAAAUCUGACAUAUGACAUAGGUAGUGCUUUUCUGAUGUAGAUCAACCAAAUCCAAAGAUUAGAAUAUGGAAGAAAAAAAUGUAAUAAUAUUCAUCUUUUUUCAUUUUCUGCGGAAGGAGACAUAGGGCAAGUUCCACCUUUUCAUCAUGUAGACAGGUCAUAAAAUAUUUAACAGUAUUUCUAAUGAAAAUGGACCAAACCCAGGAUUAUGAUGUGAAAAAAAAGUAAAAAUUUCAAUUUUUCUGAUUUCUUUUAUAUUUUGAGAUCGAGGAGGGGCGAGAGACGUGCUCCCUAGCACGACUCAUUUUUACUAACGCGAUUGAAGAAGUUUUUCUCGUGAAACCCGAUAACAAUUUAGGGCGUCCUUGAAUAUUUUUUCACUACUACCAUAUGUAAGCAUAAAUAUGAGCUCUCCCCUCUAAUCCACUGGUUAGUGUUGGGGUGAGAUAGGGGGCUAAAAUUGAUAUAUAGGUUGAUUUUACGUAAGUAGGGACUUGACUGAGGUGUUGGAACUAGAAAGUUCACAAUUUUAAAAAUUUCGCCUGAUACUUCGAUUUUUUCCCCUAUAUGGGAAAAUAGGGGGGGGCCCACCGGCAGAACUUUUUCUCACCUAGGGGGCUGAAAUUUUCAGGGUAUUAUUUUCUCACCCGAGGUCAUGUUUUUGGGGGGUGGGAGCGAAAAAAAUCGAAAAAAUUUUUUUACCAUACAAAUAAGGAACACUCAUAAUUAGGCUGCAACACUUUUCGGAUCACUUAUUUGUACAUCUUCAAUAUUCUCUUCUAGAAUAUCAGUUAAAAAUUUCAAUAAUACCUUACCUUCUAACUUCUUAUUACGUUUGUUUGAAGAGGUUCUUGAACCCUACAUCAGUUUUUGGAUCAGCCAACAGUGUACAGUGGUCCUGGUGAAAAAUCUCAAAUUAGAUAUACAGGGUGCCCAGAAAUAUCGUGAACCCCUAACAAAGUUUUCUGCUAAAUAUUUCAUUUGGUCACAGUGAAUGAUGAUAAUGAUAGCACAUGAUUGGUUGUUAGACUGAGAUGAUAACAUUCCACCAAUCAUAAGGUAUGCAUCUAUUUCACGUUGCCAACCUAUAUUUUUAAUGAAGAAAACUUUCAUUGGGGUUCACGAUAUUUCUGGGCACCCUGUAACAGUCACAACUAACAAAACAGGAUUAAAUAUGUUGAGUGAGAUUUAAAGAUCAGAAUGAAUAAAUUUUCAAUAGUUUGUUUUGAGAAGGGGAGUAAAGAGGAACGACAAUUCUUGGGAGACCAGAAGAGGACUUAUCUUUUAAAAAAGGAUAUUGAAAGGAAAUUGAAAACUUUUUGAAAAUUUUUGUUGAUUUUUUAAGUAUUUUAUUUUUGAUUUUUGUAUGCUGUGAGGUCUUUGUACAUACAAAAGAAUCAACUUAUUUCAGAGGACCAGGGAUUGGGAUCUUGUACAGAAAGGCCAAUAUAACAAGAGGAACAGAAAGAGUUUUUUUUUCAAACAAAAAUUGAAAAUAAUUACGUAGGUAUGAACUUAAAAUUUUCGAAAUUUUUUGCCAAUUUUUGUUUUGCUUUUUUUAAAUGAUAUUUUUAUUUUUUCAACUUUGAGGAAUUGGAAGGUCUGCAAAAAGAGAGUCGGCAUUGGUUUAGCAUUAAAAAAUCGAGGAUUUUUGGUAACAUUUUUCUUCAUCAGAUUUUUUACGAGGAUAGGGAGGGUCUUGAUAAUUUAAAUUCGUUAUCGUGAAAAUUAACAACCUGAAGGAAAUGGGCCAAGAAAAUCGUAAAAAAUGAGCACCUAAAUUUUUCAAUGAAAAGAAAUUGUCGAAUCUGAUGACUUCUCACUUUUUCAAUUACUGAAUUUUGAUCCAAUUUUCUACAUUUUUAGACUAUCUUGAGGUCCAUUUUUCAUAGUUUAUUUUAAAAUCCUCACGCUCCAGGUAUGUUCAAUUUUUCAGUCAACUGAAGUGAAGCAAUUUGACUAUUGAAGGUGAGAAGUGAUAACACUCCAGCUUUGAAAAUGAAAACUUACCUCCUUUCUCGGUCAUCACCUUUUUAUAAACGAAACCAAGUCUUCAGUUUAUUGAUUCAUUGAUAAAAUUCACCGCUGAUGAUGUUUUCGAAAAAUUUGAUCAUCCCUCCGACCUUCUAAGUAUGUACCAUUUUGUUUUUAUGUAGUUAGAAUUUGAAAGAUUUAGAAAAUUGCGAAAAUUGGUCCAGAAUAUCCGAAAAAAUCAGGAAAAAUAAUCUUUCUGAAAGACUGGGAUUUUUAAAAAAAGAACCUAUGUGAUGUGCAGAGAACGAUUGACCUGCCUGAAAAUUAAAAAAAUGAGCGAGUUCCACAUGAAUUAAACUUCAGAUUAACAUACUGCCUAGCUACCUCAAAAAUUAAAAAAGCAAAUUUCUUUUCAAAGAAAAAAAAAUUUUUAAGAAGUUUUUGGCUGUGCAACGAAAGUGAAAUACGUGAAAAGGGAUUUUGAACGGAUUCUUGUCAUUUGAAAUUGUACCUAUACUUACUCGUAUUACGACAGCUUUCUGUCGAAGAUGGGAAUUCACGAUGGAUUUACAAUUUUUCGAAUUGACGGCAAGUUGUGUUGAAUUUUUAUACUGUCUCAGACAAAAAAUUUUCGUAUGAGAUUUCUUCGUGCAAUUCACUUUUUUCUGAAUUCUGUUUGUAGCUUCUUUUGAUCUUCAAAUCGUAUAAAACUGCGUUCGAUCAAGUCGUUAUCACUCUUUCAUGUAUUCACUAGUCAUUCUAUGGUCGAAAAUUAUUUUCAAUUUUCUCUCAUAAAAGCUAAAGGGUGUUUAUGCUUCUUCAAUUUAUAAAAUUGAAAACAUGUUCAAACUGUUUAUAUGUUUUUUUUUUCAGUGAUAGGUUCUCAUUCCAAAUUUUAGUAUGAUUGCUCAAUUUUCGAAUACCCGCUAGAUGAUUAUUAAAUGCACCCAAAAAUAUAAAUCAUUCUUACCUUGUUUUGGUGGAAAUACAUGCAUUUAAUCCGGCAUUUUCAAUAUUUUCGUCUACAAGAAAAAGUAGGCUGCAAUUGACCAAAUUUCAUCUUUAUACUUCAUUGAGCUCUACGAAAAUUCAUCGACAAAGUCAAUUCAACUCGUGAAAUUUAGUUCAAAUAGUGCAUUUUUGAAUGUUUUUUUUUCAAUUUUUUUAUUUUUUCCAAAAAGUUGAAUCGUUUUGAAAAUGAAGAGUGAUAUUCCAAAACUCGCUUUGUCCAUUUUUAUCAAAGUUGGGUUUUCAGUGGUACCUGGUAGAUGAAGUAUUAACUCACAUUCCUACAUCAUCAACCUACCAAAAUGAGGUGUUAAACUCACCUAAAUAGCCAAUUCAAUAAAAAUUAAAAAAAAAAUAAUGUUCCAAAACGCGCUUUGUUCAUUUUUAUUGAAAUUUUUUUCAGCAGUAUUUAGUGGAUGAAAUGUAUACCUACACUCCUACAUCAUAAAUCCACCCAAAUAAAGUCUCGCCUAAAAAGCCAAUUUACCCGUUUAAAGGGAAACUGUUUUUCCUCUCUCCUGAAAAGUUGUGAAAAUGGACAAAGCGAGUUUUGGAAUAUCACUCUUCAAAUGUUGUCGAAAAAUUUCAAAACUUCAAAAUGAGAUUUUUGCAUCACCUGAAGCUCAAUUUUCAAAAGCGUGCCAAAUUUCGGAAAAGUUAUUUUGAAAAUUUAGGGGGGAAAAUGCAAAAAGUUUGCAUUUUGAUGUUUACAACGACGGACUUUUUGUGAUGGGAUUCGCAAGACUACGAGAGAGAUGAAGCUCUAAAAUUUUAGUAAGGAUGUGGAAAAAUGUCAAAUUUGAAGUGACAUACAUCCGACUUUUUCAUUUUUUUGGGAAUACUAAAAACUAGACUGAAUGUUUUUUUUUCGACUCGACUCCUCCAACAACUCUAUUGCCCUCCAAAAUUUCCUGAAAGUUGAAGAAGUCUUUUGACAAGUGGUUCAUUAAAUUUUUAAAAGCGUCGAAUGCAAAUUAUAAAUUUAUUUUUUUGAAAUUUUUAGGGGCCAAUGAGGCCCUUAAGAGAGGCCGAAUAAAAAAAAUAAAUAACUAUUUCUUUCCAGCGCUAUUGAAAUUUAAUAAGCCAUAUGUUGCAGGAUUUUUAAAAUUUUUAGGAAAUAUUGGCCUCGAUAGGGGCAUUGAUGGGGCUCGAAUUUUUAAAAAAACAGUGGAUUAUUUGGCAUUCUUAAAAACGUAUGAAAUGAUAUUUUGUGUAUUUUUUCACAUUUUAAGCAAUAUUUCUGAGCUCUGUAUCCCCCAUGGUUCUUCGAAUCUCAUCACAAAAAAUUCACAGUUGUGAAUAUUGCAAAAAAAAAAAUGCUUCCUCGAUUUUUUCAAAUUUUUAAAUUACUUAUAGCAUCCAAAUUUGGCAAGAUUUUGAGAAUUGAAUUUUCAAAAAAGCUCAGUGUUGAACUUUUUAAAUUUUUUGAAAAUAUUCUUAAAACCACUCUCAAUUAUUUAUAGAUACCUUUAAAGGAAUUUAACUACUUACGAAGAAGUUGAUUUUAGAUUGGAUAAUAUCUAAGGUAUCAGUCAAAAAUGGAACAUCAUAGCAAUGAAGUUUUCAAAAUUUUUAAAUCAGUGGUUCUUCGUUCUAUAUUAUAGGUAAUUUUGUAAAGCAAACAAUGGCACAGGACCGAUUUUGCAGACACCUUGUAGCUCGACUUUUGCUAAAACUUCGCCAUCAUUAUUUGCAUAUUAUCGAGACGACGACGCAACAUCUCAUCAACGAGCUUUGGCUCCAUAAAAUAUAAUCUUUCCGAUGGUAUUACUAUUACGUAUAAUAUAUAAAAUUAGGUCGACAAAUUUCUAAAACUAAAUGUAAAGUAUUUAAUCGCGGUUUGCUUUAUUUACCUAAAAUGAAAUUACGUACGUAAUCACGUUUAAGCUUCGGAAGCUCUUUUCCUUCUUCUCUUCAAAAAAAAAAAAGAAUCCUCGAUAAAAUUCUAAUCGUCGUCUUCCAAUUGCGGAUGAGUAAAAAUUGCUAUGUCUUGCGAAACACAGUAGGGUAUUUUUACUCCACGCUUCAAAGCUAACUACGACGGGUCAGAUUUAGCGUAGAUAAACAUUUUAUUCGUUCACAAUACCAAACACGUCCCUCUAUAUAAAAUAUUUACACCGUGUACCUUACUUACCUACUUUGUAUGUGUUGGUUUCCUAAAAAUUUUUUAUAUCCUGUAUACCUAACCUAUGUACCUAAUACUAUGGAAAAAAUAAUAUGAGGAAUUUUUAGCUAGACAUGUUUUUUUUUAAUAUUACGUACGUGUAUGUUUCAUUUUAUUUAUUAUUAUUAUUAGGUGUGUAUGUUCUUUUUUUUUCUUAUUUGUAUGUAUUUCUUCUACAAAAAUACGACGUACAAAAGAAAGAAAAAAAACUACGAAUUAACGAAAAUAUUCACUAUACUAAUUUUCCUGUUCGAAAACUACGCCUGUGAUAAUAAAUUUUACGUUAAUUUUUAAUUUCCCGACCGUAUCUAUUCGUCGUCAAAAAAUUGAAAGAUAUUUAGUCGAAUUGCGCGAUGGAUGGCGAUUUUUUGGUAAAAAAAAAGUUUCACCGCAGAUUCGUUGGUGGUUUUUUUUGUUUUUCUCUCUCUCGUGUUUUCCUCUAUCCGCCUCCUCGUCCUUCUAGCUCUAUCUCGUUCUCUGUGUACGACUACGUCUGCCAUUGUUGAUAAUAUUCGCGACCGAUGAAUACAUAAAAAGCCAAGUGAUAAAUUAAUGUCGUAAAUUAAAGGCAAACAUUAGAAAGCGUUUUAUAAUUUACGAGAUUUUUUGAAGCAACUUUUUAGCCCGACUCAGCCAUUUUGUUUCAACGGCGUAUGACCACGCUAACCCUGAACCGUGAACUGGCCCCUCUAGCCCCCCCACCCCUUCGGCCAUCUUCACCACGCUGUGUCGCGUCUGCUCGCCUCAGCAUCCUCGCCAUCUGCGCUACCAUACCCCAUACCAAUCCCUAAGGCACCGCUUUAGUGGAAAUUUUCUCUUAUCCUUCGCCGAAUUCACGUAUACCUCUAUAUCUUUCAGCGAAGAAAAUUAUACUUCUGAGUCAAUUUAAUUAGGUAUAUAUUAUACGUCGGAUUAUUACCUGGCCGUGUACUAUAUUUAUACGGUGUAGCUGUAUAGCGUUUCUGGUUUACAAGUUCCUAUAUAAUGCUAUAUUGCAAUGAUGUCAUUUCGAUUUCGAGCACUAUAUGGAGAAAAAAAACCGUACCGAUACCUGAACCUACUGUCAUGAUCCUUAUACGUUGUGAAAUACGAUAAAAAAUUCCGCCGAACUAACUGAGGAAUAUAAAAAAGAAAAUUUUUUUAGUGUCACUUUUUAUAGGUAAAAAUGUCCUUACAACGGAGGACUUUUUUUUUUAUACUGUAUAAUCGAAUAGCCAAGCUCGAUUGCCAUAUUUUCUACGUACUAUACCUACCCUUCGUUAUAUAGUGUCGUCUAUUUAUAUGAAACUAUAAGCACCAUACCGCCGCCAAGCCAUCGGCGUGUUGGUUUUUUUUUCUCUCCUAUGGUACGUUUCAUUACUUCGACGGCUGCUAGAUUUUAACACGUCGAAUAAAAAAAAUAGCAGAAGGAAAAAAAGAUGCCUCUCUUCGAUAACUUAAUAUAACGGUGGAAUUUUAUUGAAAAACGCGUUAUUUUUUAUACCAUAAUGUGUGAUAGGGUAUCGAGAAGAUAACUCGUGUAAAUAUAAUCAAGUUUAUCGGUGCAGAGUAAGGUAGAGUGUGACUUAUUUUGCAAAGUCGGAAUUUUCCACCUCUAACCCCCCCCUCCUCCAAGUUGUUAUCUCGGUGAGAAAAUAAUUCCAUAUUUUUUUCUCUAUUUGUUAGAAAAGUGGUGCUUGUAACCCCCCCCCCCCCCCCCCCCAGGUUGAAAAAAAAAUGAAAAACAGUUCAAUUUAUGAAAAUUUUUUGUUUCUGCUUCAGAAUUUUUCUAAAUAAUCCUCUUUCAAGAAAAAACGUUUCCCGACCCUGCAAACCAAAUUAGCCCCUCAAAGUUAAAAAAAAAAGACAAAAAAUAAGAAUCUUGUAUGGAGCUCUCCCCUCCCAUUUGAGAAAAAUAAAAAAAUACCUACAAAAAAUUGAUGUCUGUGGAAUCUUGUGUUAGUUGCAUAUAAAACCCCUCAAAGUCGAAAAAAAUCAACAAAAAAAAUGAGAAAUUCAAAUGUGUACUAAUUUUUUGAAAAUGUUUUAUUUCUAAGCAGAGUACUUUUAAAUGACCACUUUUUCAAGAAAAACACCCUCUGGUCCUCCAAAUAACGUUGGUUCCCUUCUAUGAAACCCCCAAAAUUGAGGAUAAAAAAUUUCGGGGGGUGGGAGCGGAAAAAACGAAAAAAAAAAAUGUCCACGAGUAGGUAGAAAAAUGACAUCAUUGCUCUUAGUACCUAUGAAUAUAAUUGUUCCCCCUGAAAAUUACUUAUAUACUUUACCUAUCCACAUUUUACCGUCAUAGUUACCAUGAAACAUAUUUUCAGUCACUCUAUACUUACUUACCUACCUACCUACUACGUAUAUAUACCUACCUACAUAAUCCUAUCGUAUAAGCUCUUCUCUAGGUGUAUUCUACUACAUUUUACGUUACCAUUAUUCGCGGCUAAAUUCAAGCUGUCCUCGGUAUAUUGUACUUUUUCUUACCCUUUUUUUUUUUUCGUUUCGUUUCGUUGAUCUAAGGCAAUCGAAAAUUUGUACCUGCGCACGUUGUACGAUUUUUAUUAAUCGUGUUCCUAUAUAAUAAUUAUUAAUUUCGAAUGUGUUUAUACAGAAAUUUUUCUACUUGUGAAUCAUUUUGUUCUUUUUUUUUUCUAAUUGUAUAAUUUUCUUUUGUGCUAAUGUCUAGUUGAAUCCAUGAAAAAAAAUGUAAAAAGUUGCACUCUAAAAAAAAAAAAAAGAAGAGGCAAAGAUUUUCAAUGUAGGUAAAUUGGCCAAAUUUUGAGAAAUUCCGGACUUCGUUCCCCCUCUCGUCUCCAAAUAAAGCUUAUAGUUUUAAGUUUUUAUGCAUCUAUUCUGAACAGCUUUUGAAUAGUUUUGUUUUUUUGGUAAGUUUUGAAUCAGAAAGUAUUUAGUUUUGGGUCUAGGACUUGAAAAAAAAAAACAAUGAAUGUUUUUUAUGAGCAAUGUUUGAUACAAACUGAUAUCUUUUUCAAUACUUGUAGAUGUAGAAUUAAGUAGGUAAACUGGAAUCAUUGGAAUUUUUCUAUUUUGUUUCUAUUUAGGGACUAAAUAUAGUGUUGAACCCUUAGUUUUAAAAAAAAGUAAAUUUCAAAUCAGUCAUAAAUUUUUUGAUUUUUUUCAAAUUAGAUGGGCUUAUUGUGAGACUUGGGGAGCUUGAAUCAAAAAAUCAAGUUUAAAUUCGAAAUCAGCGCAUUUGAAAACCCAACAAACCAUACUUAGAUUACUCGAAUUUUUUCAAUUUUUUGAAAUUUGAAGCUCAUUGUGAGGCUUUUUUAUGGCGCUCAUAUCGAGAAAAUUUAGUUGAAAUUUGAAAUCGGUGUCGUUGAAAAUCCAACAAAUCACACGCUACAUCAAUUUUUGAAUUCGAAAAACUUUUUUCGAGCCCAUUGUGAGGUUUGUGAGGGGCUAAUAUUAUGAAAUUGAGUUGAAAUUUGAAAUCAGUGCUUUUGAAAACCUGACAAAUCAACAAUUACACACAUUUUUCCAAUUUUUUAAAAAAUUGUUUUGAUUUUUGUUUGAAGGGGGGGGGGGGGGGUUGUGGUAUGAAAUAAUGGUCACAGUUUCGUUUCGUAACAAUGUAUUCAAAUAAGAUCCACAACAAUACUGGUUGAGUACACAGUACUCGCCUUAGUUCUAACUUACUCUAAUUCUAUCCUAAACUCCCACUUACACUCACGUCAUACUGUCCUACUUACUCAUUCUCACACUCCUCAGUUAUUCCUCGAAUUCUGACUCAUAUGUCCAACUAGCUCAUUCUCUAUAAACUCCGAUCCUCAUACAACAGGGGUAUAUCAAUAAAUAAUUGAAGAUUCAAAAUCAGAAAUUUUUCAAUUUUUUAAAUCAAUUUUGGGAACUGUUUGAGGAAUUUUGGGGCAUAUUUCAGAAAUAUAAUUUGAAAUUUUGAAUCCGAAUGGUCGCGCGAAUUUUUGAUUUUCUUUUGAAUUGGGGGGAGGGGAAGGGUGAAUUUUAAGAUUCAAGUCCAUCGCAGGAUUUAAAGGCGCCAGGUACAGCGAAAAAAUUAAUUAAAAUUGAAAUUGAAUUACAGCUUUAAGAACUAAGUAACAAUAAACCACAGAUUGCCAAAUUUUUCAUUUUUUUUUUUCAAAAGUGUGGGGUCCAUUGUGGGGUUUUGUGAGCUCAUACCGGAAAAAAAAAGUUGAAACCAUGAAAUGUCUUUGAAAACUCAACAAAUCAAUAGGUCAUACAAAUUUUUGAAUUUUUUUUCAAUUUAUGGUCCAUUUUAGGAUUUAAGGAGUUCAUACUAAGAAAAUACUGAAAUUGAAAUUUGCAAUCAACACCUUUGAAAAUUAUUUAAAAACCCAUAAGGUUUGUUUUUUUACACGGAUUCUCAAAAAUAUGGUUUUUGGACGUUUUUUGAAUCUCUUUUUUAAACACUUUUUCGGUCUUCACCACAAACGUUCAAAACAUCAGAAGUCUUCUCUCUUCACGUAAAAUCCAAAAUCCAUUUUCAAAAGCUAUACUAUCCUAGCAGAUUAUCGUGAAUUUUAAAUCUGCCAAAAUCCAGAUUCUCAAAAAUCUGCCAAAAUCCGUGUAAAAAAAAAAACCUAUAGAUAGGUCGCACACGAAUUUUCCAUUUUGUUAUAUUUUGGGGUCCACUGAGGAGCUCAUGGGGUCUGUAUCGGAAAAAUAAAUUCAAAUUCAAAAUAAUAAGCAAAAUAAGCACUUUUGAAAACUCAAUAAACCAUUACCUAAGUAAUCACACAAAUUUUCUAUUUUUUUUUUGUCAAAUUUUGGGGCGCAUUGUCAGAUUUAGGAGUUUUAUACCAAAAAGGUAUGUUGAAAUUCGAAAUCAGUGCCAUGUAAAACGUCACAAACGAUAUGCCGCAUGGUAAUUAAUUUUUCUCUAAUAAUUUGUUCAAAACCGUAGGAGGGGGAGGGGCAAUAAUUUGAUGCGCAUGUAUUGUGCCAAGAUUGAAAUUUGAAAAAAAAUCGUGUUAUUGCUAGAAAAUUCUAAGUGUGAGGGAAAAAGUGCGUUUUUAAAUAUUUUUUUGAAUAUUAGGUAUUAAAAAAAAUGGGCCUUUGAAGGAGAGCAAGAAAGAGGGGUAGGAGGGCGAGAAAAAUAAAAAAAUGCUAACCCCCAAAAAAUAUUGCAAGACUAGGGAAUUACAUGUUUUCGAAGACGCUGAUUCUGCUUUUGAAAACUGUUUCAUCUUAGAAUAAAAAACGGGCCCUUCAGAGCACUCCACAGUAAGAGGGGAUACAAUGUAUUCUCUCUGAAGAAUUCAAUUUUCAGUUGAAGGUCAAACAAAGUCCGAAAUGUACCUAUAAUUUGGAAACCACAGUGUUGUUUUUCAAUGGUUUGAAAUUUUUUCUGUCUUUUCAUCUUUCUUUUUUGGCGGUAAAUUUUGGUAAAUUUCUGAUGUAGAGGGGGAGAGGGUCAGUGGUAAAAUUAUGGUGUUUUCUAACCUUCUAAGUUCAGGAAAUUUAUUGAAAAAUUUGGACCAAUGAUUUGUCUUGGCGUAGUCAGGCGUAGCAUGAUCCAGCAAUCUGAUUGCGAGUACCUACUCGUAUUUACGGCAAACUGGUUAUGCAACUUUAUUAACAUCAUUUUUGGCCCGUGAACGUUGAUUCGUUUCCACGACGUUGUCGCGGUAACGUUCUAACCGACGGUCUAAACCCAACUGCUCUCUUUUGUUGACGUUGAUGUGAAAUUUUUUUUCUCAAUCUUACUUUCAAAUUCGAUUCAUUUUUUAAACAUUUUUUUACAGUGCUUAGGACUUUGAAAUUUUGAAAGAAAAAGCAGUGAAAUUUUCGAAUAUCUUUCUUAUUCAAAAUCAUGAAUGAACUAAUAGGUAUGUAGGUCACCCUAUAAGGCUGAAGUGGUAUUAUUUUCCAUCUUAUUUGAUUAAACUCCUGCAAAAUAAAUAAUGUUUCGAUUUUUUGCCCUCAGAAAAUCUCAUUUUUCCAAAAGUUUGGGUAACUAGUUAAAAAAUCAAACUUGAAUUUUCAAACCAUGGUCAGAUGAAAGAAAAAUGAUACCUAAUCCUAAUAAUGUAAAUACGAUUUGAAAUCUUCGAAAUUACUAUAUUUACCCGAUAAAAAGAAACCCAUCGAGGGUGAAAAAAAAGCAACUUCAAAUCGCAGAAUUCUCAUCGUAUAUCGAAACAUCGAAAUGGAAAUGGAAAAUCUAUAGUCGGAGCUGUUGAGAACAUACGCGUGUCGUUGGCUGAGUUAUCGCGAACGUAAAUCAUCUAAAUGACAUUUUGGCGCUGAAUUCGCGUGCGAAGGUUUUUGCCUGUGUAGAUUCGGCGGUGGUGGCGAACAGUUGAUUUAAAUUAAAAAUAUUACGAUACUUUCACGAAGUUGUAUCGAUGAUGAUCGUUUUCGGGGUUUAUGAAUUGGUCAGAAACGCGUUACUGUCGAAGCUCUUUAUCACUAAUACGAGUAUACGUGUUAUUUAAUCGAUAUAAAAUACCCUCCUGCGGUUUCGAUGACAUUUUAAAGCUGUUAUUGUUUGAUUUUGCGAUUUCUAUUUUUAGUUAAUAUCUUUUUCGCGCCUUAUACCGUUCUAACGUUCUUUUUAGGUACUCUUGGAAACAGUUUCCGCGUUAGAAGAGUACUCGAAAUUUUGCUUCCAUUUUAAUGCGUUCUGCGUUCGUUUCGUUAUACGAGUAGCUUAACGAAGAAGAAUUAUUGGGACCAAAUUUUUUAUUUAUUUAAACGUAUUUUCCGCAUAUUUAUCGCUAAUGCAAACCUAUUCACCUGUAGGUAUAUUUUUUUGUAGCUUUUUCUCGUUACCGAGCUAAUACGUGUUCGCGAUAUGCUCGCUAUCUCACGUAAUGUAAUACGCCCCCUCCCCAUCCUUGCCCACUCUAAGGCCUUUAUCAUGCAUAAAUAUUGCGUAUCUAGAGCAUACAUGCUUUUGUAUUAAAAAAUAUGACGAUUUUAUGGAACGAAACGUGCAUUUCGCGAUACACACUUAAUACGAGCGACGACCAAACCGUCAUUUUACCUGGCUAAAUUGUUUCUAACAUAAAAAACAUAUUAAUAUGGAGAUACUAGCUGGUCUGAUUACGCCGAAUGUAUCAUCGAAACUGGCAGAAGGGUUGCAAAUGGCCUGAAUUAUGUCAUUAGUGUAAUGGCAUGUCUUAUGGAACUUACCAUCAACGAAUGUGGAAUAGCUCAUGCUAAAAUUAUACCUAGCUCGGGUUUGGCCUUUAUCCCACACAUACACGCACUAUAAAUGGAUCAAAAUAAGCAAAAUGGAGAAGGACGAAUGUGAAAUUAAUCAGAUUAGAUGAAAAAAAUCGUUAUUUGACUCUAUUUCGACGAAAUAUUAAAUUGAUACUUACCGUAGGUUUUUUCAAAAAUGAAUCGAUUCAAUAUUGAUCUCUGAAUGUUGUCUGAUUUUUUUUUUAGAGUGCAACGAAAUUACGAAUACCUACGAAUUUUUAUCAAGUAUUUAAUUACUCGUGUUAGAAAAACAGAGAGAUGUUGCAAAUUAAAUUCUUUCUCACAAUUGUUCACUUAAUACCUAUGUAAAUUUUAAUGUCUAUGUUUUCUCUUUUUUUUUAUGUAAUCGUGGGAAAUUAUUCACAAAAUGACAAUAAAAAUAUGGCAUAAAUAAUAAUGUUUGUAAUAUUUACGAAAUUCUAUCAAGUACCUACCUACGUCUUUUUUCCUGCAUAGUAUUAUCGAAAGAUAACAUACAAAUUACGUAUUAUGGCUUGUUUCAGUGUGUGUAAUUUAUCUCUGUGUUUGUGUACGAUGCUUUUUGUCUGGAACGAUACACUAAUAAAAUUAAGUACCUAUCUAAAAUAGAAUUAAAAUCUUCAUAUUGUGUAUCCGAAAUACCGGAAUUAUGCGAGAAAAAAAUUCAUAUCAGAGAAAAAGAAAAUGAGUACCUAUUUCUUAGUGUUUAAAGUACAUACCUCUACCUAUACAACAAAAAUGUACCUAACCUACCUAAGUACGCAUUAUGAUUUUAAAACUUAUUUAUUAUGUACCUCUACCUACGUACCUAUCUUUGUGUUUUAUAUAAAUAUUUGUAUAAAGAAAUUUACCUACCUAUAUCUUGUUUGUAUGUACCCUACCUACCUUUGUGUGUGGAGUUUUGAAGUUUGUAAAAUCUUCUAGUGACCAAAAUCUUAUUACAUGUACGUUGUAAUUUGUAUAUUUUCCCCCUCGUAACUACUCGCCAAUAACUGUUUCGAAUGUAAAGUCACAGAUACCCUUAACUGUGAAGUACUUUUUUUUAUUAUUUAUUUAUCGUGUAUUAUACUGUAUAUUUGUUUUUUUUUUGUGUAUGUUAAAUAUUUUGAUUUAUGAUUUCUUUUUUUUUUUUUUGGAAUUAAUAUAUAAACGUGUAUUUUGUUCGGA
Messenger RNA from Planococcus citri (citrus mealybug), 19852 nucleotides. RefSeq names its product 5-hydroxytryptamine receptor 1-like. The coding region runs from base 919 to 2571 and encodes 550 amino acids. The transcript has 4 exons. NCBI's taxonomy places the organism in Eukaryota, Metazoa, Arthropoda, Insecta, Hemiptera, Pseudococcidae. The record is from RefSeq and is a predicted model, not a curated record. Gene Ontology annotation, biological process: adenylate cyclase-activating adrenergic receptor signaling pathway. Gene Ontology annotation, cellular component: plasma membrane. Gene Ontology annotation, molecular function: G protein-coupled receptor activity.